This is a messenger RNA of Spodoptera litura, 2169 nucleotides long. Its product is annotated as juvenile hormone esterase-like. NCBI's taxonomy places the organism in Eukaryota, Metazoa, Arthropoda, Insecta, Lepidoptera, Noctuidae. The record is from RefSeq and is a predicted model, not a curated record.
UUAAUCAUACUGUAUAACCCACCUUUAUAAUGAUUUAUUUCAAUUCAGCAUUUUCCUAAUCACAGUCAAUUAAUCAAAGAUACGUUCAGGUUUUUAAGAAAUUGGUUAUGGGUUGACUAGCAGUGGCUGAAUACCAAUUAAUUCCUGCAACUUAAGCGGGUGCUAGAAAUGGGAGAAUAAUGUCGAUUUAGGUCACGACUGUCAUCGCUCUAUACUUAACUAGAGACGAUUUAAUGACAUCUUUAAAACAGUGCCUACACUGUCUCGUGUUUAUUAAUCCUUAUUUACUUUCACUUUAUUUCAUAAUCGUUAUGUUUUACGUGGCCAUAUAUUACUAGUAUUCCUGCUUAUGUAAACAUUUGCCACUUGAGUGAAUUUAAUUCUGCUAUUCGAUAACCAACUUCGUAAAUAACGUAAAAAUAGGCUAGAAAAUAAAAAAAUGAAUAAUGUAUCGGGAAGUGUACGUGUUUUUUGUGUUAUUUACAAGAAUAUUAUCGUAUAAAAUUGAAGUGACGGUUAAACAGGGAAAGCUGAUAGGGCACAGAGAGGCCACAGUUUUUGAUAAGAGACUUUACUUUGUAUUUUAUGGAGUACCAUACGCUAAGCCACCUCUUGGCAAGCUAAGAUUCAAAGAUCCCCAGCCUGAAGCAAGAUGGGCAGGAAUUUAUGACGCAAGUACAGAAUUCCACGGAGCAUGUGCUCAAGCGCACAUUGUUCACAAACACGGACUGUUUGGGACUGAAGACUGUCUAUAUCUAAACAUUUACACGCCAGUAAUUCCUAAAACUGAAGAUGCAGUCCUCAAGCCUGUCAUUGUUUGGCUUCAUGGAUAUGCUUUUACUUCAUCUUUUAGCCACAUUCAUGGAGCAGACUUUUUGAUUGAUAAUGAUGUUGUUCUAGUUACUAUCACUCACAGAGUAGGAGUGUUUGGGUUUCUAAAAAUCAACGAUGAUGAUUCACAUGGUAACAUGGGACUCAAGGACAUUGUCUUGGCGUUGAAAUGGAUCAGAAAGAAUAUCAAGCAGUUUGGUGGUAAUAAAGAUAACAUUACUCUAAUGGGGAGUAACUCGGCUGCUACGUUCAUAUCAUUGCUCUUACUUACAGAGGCUAGUAAACUAUUUUCCAAAAUUAUUUUACAAAGUGGAACAUUAUAUUCUGCUUCAAUAUUACAAGGAGACCACAAGUUGGAAAGAAAAAGACUUAAACAAGAACUUAAGAAGAAAGGCGUAAUAUUAAGUAAGGCCUUAACCAAAGACAUUGUUGAUGCCUCACAAAAGAUAUAUACUCGUUCAGAAGUCGAAAACUUUCAAAGACCUGUAGUGCCGUUUACUCCGAUACUUGAACCAAAAUCAAAAUCUAGUUUAUUAACAGAAUCACCAAAAGAUUUUUUUGAUAUUAUGAAACGGAAAAAGAUUAAACCUUUGUUAAUGGGUUUCAAUACUCAAGAAAGUAUAUCAGAAGUUAUACCGUUUAUACACAACCCAUAUUAUUUGAGACUAUUUCGAAAGUUUUUUAAGUAUAUGGUUCCAUUUCAUGACGGAUGCAGUUACAACACUACAUCGAGAGAGUACAUGCGCGUAUCGGAAGAAAUAAAGGAUAGGUACUUCAAAGAAGGUAUAACAGAACAAUCCCUCGAACAUUUUUUGAGAUACACAUCUGAUCUUAUUAAGUACCCCAUAAUCAAAUUCAUUCAUAUUUACUUGAAGCUAAUUAAAGCGAACACUAAGAAGAUAUUUAUGUACAAGUUCGACUACAGGGGUUCGCUCAACGCUGUUAAGGCAACUUCGCUAGGGAUGUCUAAUGCAAGAAUAAAAGGUGUUGCGACUGGCGACGAAAUAUGCUACGUACUUAAGUGUGAACCACUUUGGGAAGAUUAUGUGAAAAUGACUAGAGAUGACGUCAAUACCGACAAAACAGUUAUCAAAGAAAUGUCAGGAUUAUGGGCAAACUUUGCAAAGUAUGGUGAUCCAACCCCAGCAAACUAUACCGGCAAUAUAACAUGGCCGCCGAUGAGUGUAGAUGGUAGUAAUGUUUUAUUGAUAAGAAAAACAUUUACUACAAUUGAUUUUAGAGCAGAAACACUCAUAUAUCGUUUCUGGAAUCACAUAUAUGAUCGAUUUUAUCAGAACCACCAUUGUAAACCAAAACAUGAUGAGCUGUAGUAUUAAU